Molecule: messenger RNA, 4812 nt
Organism: Mirounga angustirostris (Northern elephant seal)
Lineage: Eukaryota; Metazoa; Chordata; Mammalia; Carnivora; Phocidae
Gene: CCDC102B
Product: coiled-coil domain containing 102B
Exons: 8
Coding region: 720-2126 (468 amino acids)
Source: RefSeq, a predicted model, not a curated record
UUUUGGGCGCCUCCCGCUGCCUUCGGGAGCGUGGGAACCUAGCAAGUGGGUGCUUUCCUGUGGGGGCAGCGCGGGGUGCGUAGUCGGGGGGCGUUUCCGGGAAGUUAGAGACCAGAUAAAUUUAGAGGGGAAAGUGACAUAAACUCCAACGCAGCUGGGGGUUUAAUUCUGCCAGAUCUUUCACUUGCUGCGCCUGUGCAGCGAGCGAUCAAAUUCGUGAGAAGAGGUGGGUGUUAGCGGUGUGUAGAAAGAUGGAAGGCUAUGGAUUGAUGUGUGAGCCUCCAUCUAUUUCCAGAAUAAAUUUGGACUCUUCUCUGAGCCUGUUUGCGAAAUGAGAUACCUGCUCCAGUAGUAAGCCCUGUUCAUGCGUUUUUGCCAACUAAAGGAGUCCCAUCUUAAAAACUUCCUCUUGGAACCCGAAAAAUUGAAGUUGAUCCUAAGAUACAAGUUUUUGAUGCUCGUUCCUAUUUUCUGAUUCCUUUGAGAUACAGGUCUGUGGUAUUUGACCAGCCAAUUAUCCUUGGAGUUACGCUGGGUUCUUUCCAACUUAAAGUGAAUCCAGAAAGAGAGAGCACAUGAGAAAGAAUGAGAAAAUGAGAAAGCACCUCAAGCAUCCAGAAAUCAGGGCCACCUUCCUAGAGGCAGGCUGAAUCAUCCUUCAAGCCCAGAGAAGGGGAAGCCAACUCAAGGAGAACCAGUUCAGACCUGAAAAGAUAAAUAUGAAUUUAGAUUCCAUCCAUCAGUUAAUUGAGGAAACACAAAUCUUCCAGAUGCCGCAGUCAUCAAUAAAACCACCUUGUGACAUGGUAGCACCUGCUUCCCCCCCCAGGGACACUUGUCAUUCCUGUUUGCCACUUCAGGGGUGGCAAUUACAUGCCACUCACAACGUCUGUGUGCACUCAUGCAACACCAAUGAGUGGAAUAUUUGUGAAGAGCUUCGCCUGCGGGAACUUGAGGAAGUCAAGGCCAGAGCUGCCCAGAUGGAGAAGACCAUGCGGUGGUGGUCAGACUGCACUGCCAAUUGGAGAGAAAAGUGGAGCAAAGUUCGGGCCGAAAGGAACAGCGCCAGGGAGGAGGGAAGACAGCUCAGAAUAAAAUUAGAGAUGACAAUGAAAGAAUUGAGUGCAUUGAAAAAGAAACAAAGUUUGCCACAUCAAAAGGUGUUAGAAACCACCCAGGACCUGAAGCAUCCUAGUUUCAUAGAAGUGCCCUCUGCACCAGGAGACCAGUUUCAAAUUGGUUCACAAACAUGUAAGUCUAUCAGAGAAUGUCUGGUGAGAAGAGAAUUUUCUACAAAGGACAACACAGAUAGUAAGGAAGAAGUUUUGAUUAUUGACCAGUUAAGAUUAAAUGAGGAGAUGAAACUCAAUCUUAACUCUCCUGAUUCAUUCAAGAAUAGUGGUUCUGACAGCUGUACACUGAAAUCUGCAUUAAGACUGCAGGCAAUGACCCUGCCUUUGGAGAGUGAAGUGCCUGAAAUUACAGCUUUGCAGGUUCAUCUGGAUGAGUUCCAAAAAAUUUUAUGGAAAGAAAGAGAAAUGCGCUCAUCUUUGGAAAAAGAAAUAGAACGACUGGAGUCAGCUUUGUCUGUAUGGAAAUGGAAGUAUGAAGAACUGAAAGAAUCAAAGCCAAAAAGUCUGAAAGAGUUUAACAUUAUUCCUGGUCAGCAUGAAAAUGAAAUGGAAGAACUAUCAGGAGAUAUAAAGGAAGAAUCAAAAUCUCAAAACAGCAAGGAUAGACUGAUCUACCAGUUAAGAGCUGAGCUAGAGAGAUUGCAGGCUGAAAAUAUCUCAGAGUGGGACAAGAGGGAAAUACUUGAAACACAGAAACAAGGACUGGAAAAAGAAAAUAGAAGGCUAAAGGCUCAGGUGAAAGAAAUGGAAGAGCUCCUGGAUGGGAAAAACAGAUUCAGUGCAAACUCUCAAAGUCCUGAUUUCAAGACAUCACAAAUUGAACGGCAGGAAGAAAAAAAGGUAUGGGUGCUCCUUGGAAGGGAUGUUCUCACUCACUAUACAUGCCCCCCUGAUGCUUGGUCGAUGCUGCCUUCCCUUUUAUCCACCUCCAAAUCUGAGCAUUUUCUUUUGUGCUAUUUAACCUCUGAUCGCUUGCUCUCUUUCUCAUCAUAAGGUAGAAUAACAUUGUUCAUGACUAUGAACACAAGAGUUUAACAAAUUUUGUAUGAAAAUGUUAGAGUAGGACAAAUCUGACAGUUUGAAGCUUUUCCAGAAGGAAGAAAAAAGUGAAGGGAUGGACCUUUGUGUUUUUUGUUUCCUUUUAUACUUUUGUCUCAGUAUUUUUCAAGCAAUUGAUCUUAUUUCUCAAUAAGUAAAUUUCUCCAUUAGUUUGAACAGCUGUGGAAUAAGCAUUUGUCAGUAGUCUUAGUAUCUGCAUAAACAUUUCAAUUUAGCUGAAGUUUACUCUCCUCUGGUUCUUUUUUAGUUUCAGAAAAAUUAUUUUUGAGUCAAAUCAUUGCAUCAUGUUGCAAAUAGCUUUUAUAGGCUAUAACAUAAAUAUUAAAGCUAGAAUUAAAUUCAACGUCUGACUUUGAGAACUUCAGGUUUUUGGAAUUGUUUUAUCCUAAGGCCAAUAGACAUUAUUCCUGCUAUAGAUGGAAUUUUUAAAAAUAAAUAGCUUUUAGAUUUAAAAAAUAAUCUCUUAAUGGCAGUUGCAAUUUGUUUGUUUUGGUGUCAACAUGCUGCAAAACAUUUACAUCUUGUUUCUAUUUCUUCCAUUAAAAUACCUACAGUAUCUUAAUGCACAAUUCUGUUAUUUCACUCAAUCUCUUUAAUAGUGAAUUAAAAGUGAGUUUGGUAAGUUCAUAUUUUUAUUUUAUUUUUUAAACUUUUAGCUAAAAUGUUUUAUUUUUUUAUUUUUUUAUUAUUAUGUUAUGUUAAUCACCAUACAUUACAUCAUUAGUUUUUGAUGUAGUGUUCCAUGAUUCAUUGUUUGCGUAUAACACCCAGUGCUGCAUGCAGAACCUGCCCUCUUUAAUAGCCAUCACCAGGCUAACCCAUCUCCCCACACCCCUCCCCUCUAGAACCCUCAGUUUGUUUUUCAGAGUCCAUCGUCUCUCAUGGUUCAUCUCCCCCUCUGACUUCCCCCCCUUCAUUCUUCCCUUCCCGCCAUCCUCUUUUUUUUUUUAAACAUAUAAUAUAUUAUUUGUUUCAGAGGUACAGAUCUGUGAUUCAACAGUCUUACACAAUUUUUAGUUAUAUAAGUAGUUCAUACUCAUAUGAGCUCUAAAACCUAAAUGUCCAGAAGAAUUGAAUUCCAUAUCACUUUUCCUUAUUCUUUGGGAUUCUAGGGAUUAAUUGCAAUUGCAAGAUUAAAUUGCAUUAGAAUUCCGUGACUUGGCAUGCCAGUUAGAUAUCUAAAGUGAAAUAUUAUAGUCAGUAAUCAUAAUUUUUAUUAUAUGUAUUCAGAAACCAACCAUAAUAGGGUAUUUGGUUCUGAUCUAUACAACUGACAAAUCCGGUUUUGUACAGACUUCUACUUGUGAAAGUACAGAAUUAUUUCAAUUAGGAAACAAGUUUUGAUCAUCAAAAUACCUGCUUGCAUUUGACUCACUUGAACAGAACAAGCCUUUAUAUAACACUCUGAGUCCAUCACUGUUGUAGAAGCUGAGUGAUGUGAAGAUUAAUGAAUCCUAUCCCUGCCCAGCCUGGGCUUAAAGUCUGUGUAGGGGGAUAAACACAUAAAUUAUUAUCAGUAGUUUAUCAUAAUGAUUGCUAAUAAAAUAGAAUGGGAAUACAGAGGAAGCAGUUCAUUCUGUUUCAUCUUGAUUCCUAUCUAGUUACAUCAAAAUGUUACAAUACAAAGUGUGUCAGUUAGGAAAUAUAAGGGUCGAUUGGGAACUGUUUGGAACUGGCAUAUAUGUCCAUUGGCAUGUCCUGUCAAUGGGGCACAGGGUCCAGACCUGGGCUCUUUGGGACAAGUGCAGUUCUUCAGCUAAGAAAUAAACAGAACUUGGAAACUGAAGAUUCUGGAAGGUCUGACCAAAAAAGUGGGUGUGUUCAUCAGUCAGAAAACUAUGCCUUAAGUAUAUAUUUUCUUGAUGACCAGGAAGAGGUGUUGAUGAUUCUUAUGCUCUUCAUUAAGAAUUCAGACUCACUACCUGAACCAAAAUAAUUACUUAUCAUAGAGCAGCUGCAGGUCAGAAUCCCUGGUGCCACAGAGAUCCCCACUGGGAUCAAGAUUCAAAUGUCCCCAAAUGCCAAAUGAACCAAGCUGCAUAUAAAACAUGCCUAAGUCCAGAGAAUACUGUGGAUUUUAUUAUAACAUGAAGUCAAAUUGUAAUUUUAACGUUAUUUUAAUAAAAACUAAUUUAUAUGUAUAUAAAUUAUGCAUGUAAGUAUCCUAUCAGAGUAUCAUGUGUACAUAGGUAUGUAAUGACCAUAUAGAAGCAGCAUAUAUCUAUGUGAAUAUAAUUUCUAUAUAUGAGUGACACUGGAAAUAGGUGCUGACAUGUGACAAAACAAUAACCACUUAAUUAUCACUCUCUUAAAGAGGUGUAAAGUCUCUUAUGUUAUCUUUAUAUCUAAUCACAUUUAAUAAGUGUCUGUGACAGACACAAAAUUGCCUGCUGUUCACAAAACUACAAAUCAAUAAAUUGUGUUAAUUUGUUGAAUUUUAACAUUCUCUGUUCAAUGAAUUUUUUAAUAAAUUCUUGCUUAUACAAAAGGGGAGAAUUUUCACCUAUAUAUUUGAAAUAUACAGUGCUAUAUCUUGCAUAUAUUUUUGCAUUUUUUUGGCUUUAGUAUUAUUGGGGAUAAAUUUUUAAAGAAAUUAUCUUUUCAUUUUAAAUGGCACUAU